AUGACAGAACAAUCCAGUAGAAAGAAGACGGCAACUGGAGAUAAAGAUCUGGAAAGCACCUCAGUUAAGAAUAUGUUAAUUUCAGGAAAUCAAGGAGAAUCAACAAAAGCUCCCGGAUCAAAUCAAAACAACCAAGGUAUUAUCAAUAAUACUGGUUUGUCAAGCCAAGGUGAUUUGGGAACUUACAAGAAUCCUGGUAUAAAUGUUCUUCAAGGAGUCUCGGCAUACGCUAAGGAGAAUCCAUUGAUUGAGAAUCAAGAAGCAAAUAAAGAUAUUGGAAGUAGUAAGAAAAAUUAUCAAAACAAAAAUCAAAUCCUGAUCACAGAAGACUUGGUUGAAGAUAAUGAUUCACAAAAGUCAAUCAAACGGAUAGAUUCAAACUUGUUAGACGUAAACGAUGUGUUCAAACAAAUCCCAGUGAUGAAGGGAACUCCUAAAAAGUCAAAAUCACAAGUUAAAUUCAUAGAACAAAGCAAUAGUGAUACUCAAAUAAUAAAUGUGGUAUAUUUAGACACGUUGAGAAACGAACCACCAGCAUUAGAAAAAGAUGUGGUGGUAAUUGACGGUAAUGGAAAAUUUGACAAAAGCGUAAAUUUAACCAAUAAGAAUGAUGUUUUUAAGAAAGUGAUGGAGUUAACAAUGAAAGCAGAUGGAUACAGAGUGUCAAAAUAUUCAAAAAUAUAUGAGGCUUCAGGCAAAAAUCAUGAUGGUAAAGUUAGAGCAGAUGGAGAAGUUUUUGACAAUAUAAUGUGGUUUUUUUCUGGAAGAACUUCUAAUUAUAAGAACCAUAGCUAUACACCUUACUUUGACAGAAAUAUUAAAGAAUUAAGAUAUCCAAUCGCACUGACUAUUUUUGAUAAUGAAUGGCAAAGUAAAGCUAUGGGUUAUCAUGCAAGAAAGAAGGUGAAAUCAACAGAAGGAGAUUCAAAGAAUGAAAAUUAUACUGGAUUACCAUAUGCAGAUGAGUGGCUUUUAGAUUAUGGCAAAUGGUCAAUUCAUUACAAUGGAUAUAUCAAUGCUUUAAUGAAUGCAAGAUUUGUGAAAUUUGUAGAGUGGUCAUUAGCACAUAAAGCAAAUGUUGAAAAAGUGAUGAGUAUGAUGGGAUGGUUAGCUUCGUAA
Molecule: messenger RNA, 1119 nt
Organism: Melampsora larici-populina 98AG31
Lineage: Eukaryota; Fungi; Basidiomycota; Pucciniomycetes; Pucciniales; Melampsoraceae
Exons: 5
Coding region: 1-1119 (372 amino acids)
Source: RefSeq, a predicted model, not a curated record